This is a messenger RNA of Malaya genurostris, 2666 nucleotides long. RefSeq lists its product as uncharacterized. The record is from RefSeq and is a predicted model, not a curated record. The transcript has 5 exons. Bases 257 to 934 code for a protein of 225 amino acids. Lineage: Eukaryota; Metazoa; Arthropoda; Insecta; Diptera; Culicidae.
UGGGAGAGAACUUUGUGUAGAAAAAUCGGGAGAGCUGGUUAGUGCGGGAGCAGAAUUCCAACUGGAAUAACAGUACACCUUUUUUCCUGCUGUCAGACCGAGCUGGAGCGAGUGACAACAAGACUGUUCGAAGGUUUUGCGGAGGAAAAUCAGACAGGAUUAGUGGAUUUUCGGUGAAUUGCCGCACGAUUGGAUUUGCAUUUUGCAACUCUCGUUUAAAAGGUUUGAACCGGGAAAGCAGCAAACUAAGCAAAGAAUGCCCGGAAGUGGUCCCGUUUAUCAGCCGACUACGGUUUCGUACGAAGCCCGUCCGGGUACGGGCAGUGGUGGUGGCAGUGGCGGUGGUGGACUAUUGGCACAAACGGCCGCCGCCUCCUCGCUGAAGAUGCUCCGGAAACCAGCCGCCCAGAUUUCGGUGCUGAUAUUCGGACUUAUUUCGUUAGCUGCUGGUAUCACUAUGAUUGCCAGUGGUUCAGCCGAUUAUUCGGACACGGAACAGCACCCGGAGGCGCACCCAGACGGUGACAGCAUUCCAGAGGAAGAACUCGACAUCGGUUUGAUUGUUUCCGGAGUUCUUGUGACAAUACUUGGCUUUGUUCUUCUCGGUCUCUACGUCAAGGUUGCGGACUGGCGCCGGAACUGUGUAUGCCCGUGCGCCCUGACAAAGAAACAAGGCCUGGCGCGGCAAUUGCAGGGUAGCAGCGGCGGACAGAUUCUAGCACUCAACCCGAGCACGGAUCCGCUCGUUUCGCACACGCAGUACGCUCCGGUGUCCGAAAUUCCCACCCGCCAGGAGGACGAGGAACGGCGAAAUCUGAUGCCAGACAAUAAGGAUUCCUGUUUGAGCAGUGCCGAAGAGUCCGAUCGGAUGCUGGAUCCCGAUCCGAGGAUUGUUCUACGGCCGAUUGGCGGUAGCAACGCCGAGGAUGCCUAGGACGAGGAGGAGAAUGACGACGACGACGACGACGACGAGUGGUAGGCGGAAUGGUGAAUUUAUUUAGACACAGUCGGGGAAGGUGUUUUAUUUCUUCGAAUCGCUCUAUCGGGGUCGAUGUUGCUAGGAUAGGCUUAAAGCGCUUCUGUGCAAACAGUUCCCGGAAGGGGGGGUGCACAAAACAAGAUUUUUUUUCGACUGGAACAGGAAAAGGUAACCAAACAAAACUAUGAGAUUAUUAUUUGAAGUUUGAUUGUUUUCCAAAGUUAACAGAAAAGCUUACAUUGAAUAUUACAAAGUAACGGUUAGUGACAAAGUGGUAAAGCGUGGAACGAAAUUCGGGUUUAUUGGAUCUGACGAAGAAUAUUUGUACAACACAGAGCUGAUCAAGCGCAUUAGUUUACCUGUUCAAAAUUUAAUUUAGAGAUCUUAGCAAAUAGUUUUCUUUGAUCGUACUAUUUUUCUAGAAUUUGAAAAGCUACGGUCAAUGUUUUCCCAUCCGUUGAUAGGUAUACUUAAAUCAGCUUACUUUUCUUGUAGAUUCUUUAAUUUUACAAGAAAUCGAUAAGAAGAUUCCACUUCCGUCCAUGUUUUUUUUCGAGAAGAAAACAUUCAAAUUGAGACUAACGUUGAUUGAUUUUUAAUUUAAAACUAUUCUCCAAACAAACGAAUCCAUCCAGUGUUUUUAUAGGGCUCCGGGUUAUAAGCAGAUGGAUUUCCAAGCGAAAUUCUCUGUAUUUUAUUACAUGUGUGAGUUCCCAAGAAAAUACCUUAACUUAUUAUCGCUCCUCUCUCGUUUGAUAGAUCUAAUAACUGAAAGCCGUAGCUAUUUUUUCCUACUUAAAUUAUACAAACUUAAGCGUAUGUAUUGGAAAAAAAAAACAGAAUGCAAAAAGCAGCAGCAUUUAUUUAGUUGACACAACACUUAAAACUAUCACACAAGCGAGCGUAGCUUAAGUACUUAGUUUUAUUCCUGCAUUUUACUAAUAUUAAUUUUUAUUUAGGUCGACAUAAAACACUAAACAAACGCAAAGAGUGCAAUUAUAUUGAUAUUUAUGCGGCAUUCCGUUCCAUUCCAAAUAGAAUCAAAAAAAAAUUGAAAAUUCAAAUUCAGUACAGCUCUCUCAAACAAUCAAUACAGCUCACAUGACAUACACUGUUGAAGAUUUCAUCCGAACAACUGUAACUCAUCGCACGGUCAGUUUCUAUGGGUGGCUUUCAAAAUUGACAUCUUUCUUAACAGUGUUCGAUCGAUCGAUUAUCUAACUUUCAAUCGGGCUUUUCGAUUCGAGUUCUAACUAACUCUGGAACAGAAACUCAGCAUUCAGCUGGUUGAAAACCUUAUACACUCACACAAACACAAACUCACACGAUUCUCGGUCGCAGUGCAUUCAGGACACAACACACACACAACGUAGGAGAAGGGAUUUGAUCGAAACAAGUGAUAGAAAAAACAAAAAAUAAACGAAACAUCAUUAUUACUGCGUAGUUUUGUAGUAGCACAUUUACAUAGUCCCAUAGAGACAGUAAACAAAAAAAAAAUAAAAGCAGAAGAUUUUAGAACUUUUGGUAUGUUGUUUUUUUUCUUUCUUUAAGAUACAAAACAUUGAACAAUAAAGUAUUGUCGUUUUCAAAGCAAUCUGCGGUGCGUUGGGCCAUGCGAGCAAAACGAACGGUACUCUAAAACGAAUUGUAAACACCGAGAGACCCCUUAAUAAACGUUGUAUCGAUA